Molecule: messenger RNA, 1383 nt
Organism: Psammomys obesus (fat sand rat)
Lineage: Eukaryota; Metazoa; Chordata; Mammalia; Rodentia; Muridae
Gene: Daw1
Product: dynein assembly factor with WD repeats 1
Exons: 14
Coding region: 23-1270 (415 amino acids)
Molecular function (GO): protein binding
Source: RefSeq, a predicted model, not a curated record
AUCAAGGUAGGAGGGUAAGAAAAUGAAGCUCAAGAGCCUCUUGCUUCGGUAUUACCCACCAGGAAUUAUGCUGGAAUAUGAAAAAGGUGGAGAAUUAAAGACCAAAUCUAUAGAUUUGCUUGAGCUCAGUCCUAGUACUGACGUCAACACUCUAGUAGGAGAAAUCCAGAAAGCAGAGCCUCUGAUCACAGAGUCUCGGACAGAGCAAGUCAGACUCCUCGUGCAGCGACUGCAGGAGAAACUCAGGCAGCACUGCGACCACAGUUUCUACCUGUUUAAGGUUCUCAGAGCACACAUCCUGCCGUUGACCAACGUGGCACUCAACAAAGCAGGAUCGUGCUUCAUCACAGGAAGCUAUGAUCGGACGUGCAAGGUGUGGGACACGGCAUCCGGAGAGGAGCUUCAUACCCUGGAGGGCCACAGGAAUGUGGUUUACGCCAUAGCCUUCAACAACCCUUACGGGGACAAAAUUGCCACUGGGUCCUUCGACAAGACCUGUAAGCUCUGGAGUGCAGAGUCGGGAAAGUGUUACCACACCUUCCGGGGCCACACGGCAGAGAUCGUGUGUCUGUCAUUCAACCCUCAAAGUACAGUGGUUGCUACAGGAAGUAUGGAUACAACAGCCAAACUAUGGGACAUUCAGAAUGGAGAGGAAGUGGUCACUCUAACAGGUCAUUUGGCAGAAAUCAUUUCCUUGUCAUUUGACACUUCAGGGGACAGAAUAAUCACAGGGUCCUUUGACCACACAGUUGUUGUAUGGGAUGCUAGUACUGGAAGGAAGGUGCACACUUUAAUUGGCCACUGUGCUGAGAUCAGCAGCGCCUUGUUCAAUUGGGAUUGCUCUCUCAUAUUAACAGGCUCCAUGGACAAGACAUGCAUGUUGUGGGAUGCUACAACCGGGAAAUGCCUGGCAACUUUGACAGGCCAUGAUGAUGAGAUACUAGACAGCUGCUUUGAUUACACAGGGAAACUCAUUGCAACAGCUUCUGCUGAUGGAACAGCAAGAGUUUAUGAUGCAACCACAAGAAAAUGCAUAACUAAGCUGGAAGGCCAUGAAGGAGAAAUAUCAAAGAUCUCUUUCAAUCCCCAAGGAAACCGUCUCCUGACGGGCAGCUCUGAUAAGACAGCCAGAAUCUGGGAUGUUCAGAGUGGCCAGUGUCUCCAGGUCCUCGAGGGACACACUGAUGAAAUAUUUUCAUGUGCUUUCAACUAUAAAGGAAAUAUAGUCAUUACAGGCAGCAAGGACAAUUCCUGCAGGAUAUGGCGCUGAUGGAGGGCCCUGCGGCAGGGCAGGCCUGUUGGCAACAGUAACCAGUAACUUGAACCUCCAGAGAACAAUAGCACCAGCAAAUGGAUAAAUGAAGUCAGAGUGCCUUUAUAGCA